Molecule: messenger RNA, 360 nt
Organism: Monosiga brevicollis MX1
Lineage: Eukaryota; Choanoflagellata; Craspedida; Salpingoecidae
Exons: 2
Coding region: 1-360 (119 amino acids)
Source: RefSeq, a predicted model, not a curated record
AUGUGCUGUUGCGGACAGGGCAAGAAGGUGAUGAUGACGUACAAAGCUCAGAUUUCCAGCCACUUUGCCCCCAACCAACGCAACCGCAAGCCACCCAGGCUCCUCACGCAAAAUCCCCCCUCCUCACCCGAGUCGCGGCAGCUGAGACUGGGUCGCCCUGUGUGUGAGUGUGUGUGUGUGUGUGUGUGUGCGUGUGUUCGAAAUCAGCAAAACACACACAACAACAACAACAACAACAACAACAACAACAACAACAACAACAACAACAACAACAACAACAACAACAACAACAACAACAAAAGCUUUGUCGUUCUUUCUGUUGCAAAGUCUCUCUGUCUGUCUCUGUCUGUCUCUGUCUGA